AUGGACAACAAUCCUUUCCGUAGCCAUCAACCGCAGACAGGUAACUAUAUGACGCCCACAAUGGGCGGUCAGCAACAACAGCAGCAGCCUCAGCAACAGCAACAGCCACCUUAUCAAUCCAACUAUGGUAUGGGAAGCAGUGGGUAUAGUACAUCGACUCCAACAAUGGGCACGACACCACAAGGCGGGUACCAGCAGCAACCGUCUUGGCAAUAUCAACAGCCUCAAACGGGCAUGAUGUCUCCUACUCCUCCCCAGCAAAGCAACUUUGCAUCGACAUUGCCUCAACAGAGCUCUUUUACUUCCUCACUACCGUCUACCACAACUGGUCCUCCUCCAAGCCAAUUUUCUCCUUACACAGCCAAUGCCUCAUUGAUGUCAUCUACUGCUACCAGCAAUGUUAGUACCCCUCCUCAAAUGAACACUUUUGGUGUUAGUGGUAACACAUAUCAACCAUACAGCAUGCCAACCCCGAACACUGGCAUUGGCAACUAUCCCAACAAUAACAGCAUGAUGUUUAAUAAUCCAGGCUAUCAACAACCCUAUCAACAGCAACAGCAACAGCACGAUCCGUCCAAUUUCUACAUCCCUCCCAACUUUGGCAUGUCUACACCAACUACUACUACUAAUAAUAACAACAUGUUCCAAUCACAACAACCCAGACAUGCGCCUGUGGAUGCCAGCACCUUAUUGAAGGGUACUCAGGUGCGUCGUGUAGAGUGUCCAGUGUGUCAAAAGAUGAUUGAAGGCGAUGAUAUGGCAGUGAAUCAUCAUGUAAACGAGCAUUAUUCGUAA
Mucor velutinosus is the source of this 795-nucleotide messenger RNA. RefSeq lists its product as uncharacterized. The record is from RefSeq and is a predicted model, not a curated record. Lineage: Eukaryota; Fungi; Mucoromycota; Mucoromycetes; Mucorales; Mucoraceae. The transcript has a single exon. Bases 1 to 795 code for a protein of 264 amino acids.